GCGGUGGGGUUUACUUUAACGCGGCAAAGAUAGCCAACGCGGUUGAGAGGAAAUCUUUCACGAGUUCAGCAGCUAGUAUCUUCUGGUGCAAAACCUCAGCCCGUGUAAAGUCACUGGGUUGGAGAUGGCGUUUCCAAGGAGCCCUGCUUCCACCGUGAGCAGCUAUGCUUCUACUCCGACGCUGAGCAGCUGCCCGAGCUCCGCCAUCUCCAGAGGCAGCAGCAACACAGCAAUCAGCCCCGCUGCCGCUAGGAUCUGGCUCGUAGUUCCUGCUGCCCCCCCUGGUAACCAUAACCCAGCACUAGCAACCACAGGAGCUCCUGAAUUCACUAAGGCAAACAUUCAGCAGCAUCAGGAUCUUCUGGAAUCAGCAGCAGAGUUCCCUAGGCAAGAAAUUAAUGGCUGGGAGCAUCCAGACCUCUGUUCCCCUUCAAAGCAACUCAAGAACGUAAGUACUUCUAUCAAGGAGAUCAAUCGCUGGGCAAGAUCUUCCACACGAUUAAAGGUGAACUCAAAUAUCCGGCUCCUGGAAUCUGUGUUUUAUUUGAUAAAAGUGGUAACUUCGGCAGCACCACACCCAGAUCACAUCAUCGCAAUGAUACGAGUCCAUGACGCGCUUGCUAAUCUGUUGCAUGUGCUGCCCAAGAAUAUUUUCCCCUUCCAGGAGCAAAAUUUCCUUCCGUUUGUAGAUGAAUUAUGCCCAAGAAGAGGUGCACCGUUGCCAGCAAGGUUUGGAAACACUCUGCAUGAUCUGCGAAGAAGCAUAAGGAGUGGUUUCCAGGUACUUGGCGCGAUGAUAUUGGAUUAUACAUCUGAAGCAGUCCCACAAGGUGGUGGUGUCCAUGAGAUCACCAAAUACUUGUUGAAAUACAUCAUGUCACUGCUGGACAAUGGCAGCUCUAUGAAAAUCAUACUUGUUAGUGAUGAAAAGGAAGACAUGGUUGCAAUGGAGACGUUGCGAGAUAUUGUUGCCACCUUGAUCUGUAACUUGGAAAUUAUGCUUGAGAAAGAAUCUCAUCGAUAUCAAGAUGCAGGGUUAAAACAACUGUUCUUGGUGAAUAAUGUGGAUUUUAUACUACAUCAAGUAGAAGGCUCAGAGAUAAGAGAUCUUCUAGGAGAUGAUUGGGUUUCAACACAUAGAGACCAACAGAAGGACAACAUCUCAUGGUUUAUCAACAUUUCUUGGGAAUCUGUCAUGCAUUGUUUACAUGUAAAGAGCAACAAAAUCCCAAUCUUUUCUAGACUACCAACGCUGCAAAUAUUUAACCUGGAAUUUGAAAAAACUUACGGGACUCAGAAAACAUGGAAAAUUGAAAAUCCUGUGCUCCGCUACAAUAUGCGUAGAUCAGUAUCAGAGAAGCUUUUUCAGGCUUACAGUUCAUACCUUGAGAACAACAAAAACAAGGCUCCAAAGCUCAUGAAGUACACCCCUGAAGAUCUUGAAGAGCUGCUGUCAGAUCUGUUCGAAGGAUAACGAUCAUAGAUUAAAAGAGGACGAAGCACAUAUGCAUGUUAGCAACACUUGUGCAACAAAUUUGAAUUAAAAAAGAAAUGAUCCCUUGAGCUAGAAGGAAGAUCAGAUGCAUGCUCCCAAAGCUUGCGUAAUGAAUAUGGAUCUGUAACUGGCAUAUCCUUCAUAUGUCAAGAUUGAACUGUACCUAUGGUUGUAAAAGUUGCGUGGUUGCUGCAGUGUGAAACGCUUAGCAUGAAAUUUUCUCUAUUUACAA
Lolium rigidum is the source of this 1727-nucleotide messenger RNA. Its product is annotated as exocyst complex component EXO70E2-like. The coding region runs from base 125 to 1474 and encodes 449 amino acids. Lineage: Eukaryota; Viridiplantae; Streptophyta; Magnoliopsida; Poales; Poaceae. Gene Ontology annotation, cellular component: exocyst. The record is from RefSeq and is a predicted model, not a curated record. Gene Ontology annotation, biological process: exocytosis. Gene Ontology annotation, molecular function: phosphatidylinositol-4,5-bisphosphate binding. The transcript has a single exon.